Messenger RNA from Harpia harpyja (harpy eagle), 1718 nucleotides. It is a transcript of the gene RASSF1, whose product is annotated as Ras association domain family member 1. The record is from RefSeq and is a predicted model, not a curated record. Gene Ontology annotation, biological process: Ras protein signal transduction. Lineage: Eukaryota; Metazoa; Chordata; Aves; Accipitriformes; Accipitridae. Gene Ontology annotation, cellular component: microtubule cytoskeleton; nucleus.
AUGUGGCUCUCCAGGAGAGCUUUGGCUGCUUCUCGCCCGCUGCCAGAGCUUCCCCCAGCCCCCUUCCCCGCUGGGAAACUGAGGCACGGAGCGAGGCUUGUCCCGGUCCUGGGAGAGGUGGCGGAGAAAGCGGGGCUGCCGGAGCGCCCCCCCCCCCCCUUCCCCAGCAGCGGCUCCCGGAGCCUCCUCCCCGCCUCCAGCCCGCCCCGCCGGGCUUGCCGGGACCGGGGGUGGCGGUCGGGACCUCCGGGCGCUGCGAGGCUCCCCCCUCAACCCCCGCUUCUGCCUCAGUUUCCCCCGCGGUGCCCGGACGGGGCGGCCCCUCCCGGUCCCCGCCCCGGCCCUCAUCCCCGGUGCCGGCCCCCCGCCCCGCCGCCGCGCAGCGCCCGCGACCGCCGGGCCAUGGAGCUCAUCGAGCUGCGGGAGCUGCAACCGGAGCCGCGGCCGGGCCGGGGCCGCCUGGAACGGACCAACGCGUUGCGCAUCAGCCCGGCCCGCCGGCCCGGCACCGGUCCCGGUCCCGGUCCCGGUCCCGGAGCGCACCCCCGACCCGCGGCUGACGGCGACACCGGGCGCGGGCACCGCUUCGAGCCGCGGCGCCGCGGGCUCCACACCUGGUGCGACCUCUGCGGGGACUUCGUCUGGGGCGGCGGCAGGAAGAGCCUCCAGUGCCGCCACUGCAGCUUCACCUGCCACUACCGGUGCCGGGCCCUGGUGCGGCUGGACUGCAGGCCCCCGGGCGCCGACGACGAGGACGAUGGCAGCGAGCAGGCGCUGGAGAAGGACACCAACGUGGAUGAGCCCAGCGAGUGGGAGAAGGCAGAGCUGGACCAGGCGCAGGUGGAGCAGCGCAUCAAGGAGUACAACAGCCAGAUCAACAGCAACCUCUUCAUGAGCCUGAACAAGGACGGCUCCUACACCGGCUUCAUCAAGGUGCAGCUGAAGCUGGUGCGCCCCGUCUCGGUGCCGGCCACCAAGCGGGUCCCCUCCCUGCAGGCGGGGCGGCAGGGGCCGCGCACCCAGGGGGUGAAGCGCCGCACGUCCUUCUACCUGCCCAAGGGGACAGUCAAGCACCUGCACAUCCUCUCGCACACCCGCGCCAGCGAGGUCAUCGACGCCCUCCUCCGCAAGUUCACCGUCGUCGACAACCCCCGCAAGUUCGCCCUCUUCGAGAGGUCCGAGAAGGAUGAGCAAGUGUACCUGCGGAAGCUGGCUGAUGAGGAGCAGCCCCUGCGCCUGCGGCUGCUGGCCGGCCCCAGCGAGAAGGUGCUCAGCUUCGUCCUGAAGGAGAACGAGACCGGGGAAGUGAACUGGGACGCCUUCACGCUGCCGGAGCUGCACAACUUCCUGCGCAUCCUGCAGCGGGAGGAGGAAGAGCACGUGCGCCGGCUGCGGCACCGCUACGCUCGCUGCCGCCAGAAGAUGCAGGAGGCGCUGGCCACGCGCACCCCGGGGUGACCGCGACGACCGCGGCCAGCCAGCCAGCCAGCGCGCCGGGACCCUCGCCCGCCGGCGGGUGGGGGCACCGGGGAGGGGGGGGUGGAAUGGGGCACCCCGGGACCUACCGGGUCGUCGCAGCCCCCAUGGGGCUGGCCCGGGGAGCGGGUGUCCCUGGGGGGAGCAAGUGUCCCCGGGGGGAGUGAGCAUCCCUGGGGGAGCGGGUGUCCCCGGGGGGGGGAGCAGGGCGUUGAGCACCAAUAAAGGCAUCUUGGUGACGA